Messenger RNA from Mycetomoellerius zeteki, 2062 nucleotides. It is a transcript of the gene Atac2, whose product is annotated as Ada2a-containing complex component 2. The coding region runs from base 65 to 2047 and encodes 660 amino acids. Gene Ontology annotation, molecular function: histone acetyltransferase activity. Lineage: Eukaryota; Metazoa; Arthropoda; Insecta; Hymenoptera; Formicidae. The transcript is spliced from 6 exons. The record is from RefSeq and is a predicted model, not a curated record.
UACAAUAAAUAGAGGUUAAAUAAACUUUUUGCCGCAAACUAUCGUCGUUCCUGCAAGUUAAAAUAUGUCAGAAACUCUUAACAAACAUGUAGAAAACAUAACAAAUUCACAAGAGUCGAGUGAAGCUGAGAGUAUCGAAAAAUGCAAAAAUUGUGGAAAAGCAUGUGAUCCUUACAAUAAACCAUCGUUACGUUGUAACGGUGGAUGCGACAGAAGAGUACAUACCACAUGUUUAAAGAGAGGCAGCGUACCAGUUUCUUUUGUAGGAGAUGUUUUCUUCGAACUUAAUUGUGCCUCUUGCAAUCCACUAGGUGAGGAAACAGUUGUGCGCGAUAAAAUGCCAUGGCUUAAUGUCAUUAUUUUGACGCUUUACAAUCUACGUGAAAAGUCGAGUGGUAUCAGUAGAAGAGGAUACUUUCAUUGGAAGUCUGAUAUCACUGCUUUUGUAGACAGAAAUUGGGACUUUUUAUUUAAAAAGAGUGUAAAAAGGAAGAAGAAUUGGAUUGGUACCAUAUCUGGUACACUGUCUCAUUAUAGUGGUAUCUUUUUCAAAUCUGGUACCAAUGAAUUAGGAGAGUCUGGAUGGUGGAAACUAUUGGGCAAUGAGCCUCCUGAAAUUUUGAUAGCCAAAAAUAGCAAAAUGGUAAUGGAUAGAAAAAAACACAUUAGUACAAAAUUACCUUGCAAGCCAUUGGACAGUCCCGUGCCAUCAGAUUCUAGUCUCUCAAUCGGAGAGGAUAGCAAUUGUAGUGGAGAACUAUUUAAAAAUAAAGGCUCCUUGAUGUAUUCCCAUGCAUAUGUUCAACCUACAGAGACACUAUCUAAUUUUUUAUUGGAAGAAGAUGAACCAAAUGAUGUGGAUAUCGAGAGUAAUGUAAUGUCACGCAAUGAUACCGAUCUUCCAUCCAUCUCUGAUUUAAUACGUGACUGCCAAUAUGAAAGUAACAAUUUUCAUUUGGCACAACUGAUGGACAACUGCGACUGGCUGUGUAAUACGAGUGCUUUAUGGUCAUCAAACUAUAGUGGCGACGAAAUUAAAAGAAUCAAGGAAGAAGAAUAUGACGAAGACAGUAAUGAUAGCCCAGUUUCCAUACAAGAGCCUCCAGUUUCUUGGUUUAAAGAAGCAAAGCGUCGUCAACGACCUUGGUUGAAAUCUUUCGUUAACAAUGAAAAAAUACCACGCAUGACUCAUCAAGAAGAAGCAUAUUUGUUGCAAAAGGUCAGUAAGACUGAUCUGGACAAAGCCCCGCCUGCUAUUAGAAGACUAUACAGAAAAUUAGCAGUACGAAAAACGAAAAGAGAGUAUCGGCUUCCUCUGUUGGACGUCGAUUGUUUCGGAUCUAAAUCGGGAGCUCUCGUAAUACCGUCGAGAAACAAUGAUCGGGUAUUGGAUCGAUUUUUUAACGACGAUCUAGAAUGUAUUUUCGAACAAAGAUUGCAGGGUUACAAUGAACCUACAUCUGUACAUAGUCCAUACACAAAUAGACUUUUGAAGCCAUUUAUAAGACGAGAUACUAGUUGUCAUCCAUUAUGGUUAAGAAUCAUGGAAGAAUUAUGUAUGAAAGUAAAUAAAGGUGAUCCACAAUGGAAACUGUCACUUAGGGCAUCCAUCGAUUAUUCUUACAUCAGACCACAACACAUUCCAGCCAUCAACAGUCUCUGUUGUCAAUUCUUUUGGCCUGGUAUAGAUUUGACCGAAUGUUUACAGUAUCCAGACUUUACAUGUGUAGUACUGUAUAAAAAGUUGGUCAUUGGAUUCGCGAUAUUGGUACCAUACGUUGGCUACAACGAAGCCUACAUCUCAUUUUUUUUUACACGUCCGGAGUGGCGAAAAUCUGGCAUCGGCACUUUCAUGUUGUACCACUUGAUACAAACCUGCAUGGGACAAGACGUCACGUUACAUGUGUCGGCCACGAAUCCCGCUUUAAUAUUGUACCAAAAAUUUGGUUUCAAAGUGGAAGAGUUUGUUCAGGACUUUUAUGACAAAUACAUGCCGCCAAAUUCGCGAGAAUGCAAGCACGCUCUGUUUUUACGUUUAAGUAGAUAAUCUUGAUUAAUAAAU